AUGUUGAAAGUGAUGAAGAACAAACAAUCCGCGAGUGGUGGACAAUCCGCGAGUGGGGAUGCAGUCGAGGAACAAUGCCGAAAAACUGUCGGCAUCAUCCGUCGGCAGGAUACGGCCAUGAGAAAAUCAGUUACGCCGAAGGAAAGGCUUCUAGUUACAUUAAGGUAUUUAGCAACUGGAGAACGGUUUACAAAUUUACAGUACUUGUUUAGAGUGUCACGACAGCUUAUUUCAAAGAUUGUUCCCGAAGUAUGCAAAUGCUUAACAGAAGCCCUUGUUGAUUUCGUAAAGUUACCAUCUACAAACAACGAAUGGUUAGAAGUUGCAACGAAAUUCAAAAAUAGAUGGGGGUUCCCGCACGUCAUUGGUGCAAUCGAUGGUAAACAUGUUCGAAUCAUUGCCCCUCAUCAAAGUGGAUCAGACUACUUCAAUUACAAAAAAAAAUUUAGUAUUGUGCUACUAGCUAUAGGGUCUCUGAACUACGGCCCGCGGGCCGCAUGCGAGACCCUCUCCUACCAGGAUAAAUGUGGCCUAACGCUACAGUUAUUCUACCAAAUGCGGCCCGCGUAA
Molecule: messenger RNA, 570 nt
Organism: Anopheles coustani
Lineage: Eukaryota; Metazoa; Arthropoda; Insecta; Diptera; Culicidae
Exons: 4
Coding region: 1-570 (189 amino acids)
Source: RefSeq, a predicted model, not a curated record